CGCAGCUGUUAGCACCAUUUUGUGAUGAACGAAAAGAGAGAAGACUGAUAGUGGAGCAUAGUCAGCUGGAUAGAUAGAUAGAUGUAUAAGUGUUAGUUUUCUCGUGAAUCUAGUUUACUAAAGGUCUUAUUUAAUUCAAAAAAAGAGGGGAGUUUUAUAUAAAUAUAUAAAACGACUUUACCGGAAGUUUGUUUGAUCAGCUAGCUUUUAGAUAUUAGCUGAGUCAGUUAGCUAGCGCGCGAGCUAAGCAGCUAAUUAAAGCUGCAAUAGAUUAAAUAUUAAACCUACAGAUACUCAAAUAAAGAGCAAGCCAGCAAGUGUGAGAAGAAAAUGAGCUCCCCCUCUACUCAAAAAGUCGUGCUGAAAAGCACCACCAAGGUGUCCCUGAACGAGCGCUUCACAAACAUGAUGAAGAACAAGCAGCCGACCGCCGUUAGCAUCCGGGCGACCAUGCAGCAGCAGCACAUGGCCAGCGCAAGGAACCGCCGUCUCGCCCAGCAGAUGGAGAACAGGCCGUCGGUGCAAGCAGCUCUGCAGCACAAACAGAGUCUGAAGCAGCGGCUUGGGAAGAGCAACAUUCAGGCACGGCUGGGCCGGCCCAUUGGCCCGCUGAUGCGAGGCGGUGCUGUGGGUCGUGGCUUCGGUGUAUCAGGAAUGCGUGGAGCUACGCGAGGCCUCAGAGGACGAGGAAGAGGAGGCCCCAUGAGAGGAGCGCUGGCUCUGAGAGGUCAGCUGAAGGGCCGAGGUGGUCCAGGGCGUCUGGGUAUUCGCAGGGGAAUGCGUCAGCGUGGAGGAGCCACAGGCCGAGGAGCUGCUCUGACUGGCCGAGGAGGAGCACGUGGAGGAGCUGGAGCCCGUGGUCGCGGAGGUUUGCGCGGUCGUGGCGGUUUCCUCGGGAGAGGCCGUGGCCGAGGGAGAGGCAGAGGAACAGGACGUCCCGCUGUCACCAGGGAACAGCUGGACAAUCAACUGGAUGCCUACAUGUCCAAAACCAAGGGACAUCUGGACGCAGAGCUGGAUGCGUACAUGGCCCAAGCGGACCCAGAGAGCAUGGAGUGAUCUGCAGAUGUAUACACUGAUGUGUCAGCUAGGCAUAUAGUUACAGGCAUUUUUCUCCUGAAUUUAAUCAAAAUGCUAUUUCCACUGAACUUUCUACAAAGUGAUGAGAUGUACAAGGUGAGAGCUGGAUGUGCUCUCGGUUGUUAAGCUCCUUAAGCUUAUUUACUGAUUAAAGCGAAAAUGGAGCACCUUUUAUACAGCGUAGGCUCCUUUAGUGUUGACGCAGUGCUGAUUGAAUGAAGGAGGACAUGGAUGUGCUCGUCCACCAUCUUACUAGGAGCUUUGUUCUUGAUGCGGACCUUCAGAAAAUAGACUUUUUACCCUGUGACUUUUUUGAGCUGGACUUUUGGAGAAUAUUAUUAUUAUUGUUAUUAUUAUUAUUGGUUUACUCUACAAAAUAUUCAGAUUUGUUAUGGCACUGUGCUACAAACAUGCUUCCCUUCAUUUUACUGUGCUUUUAAAUGUUCUGAACAAGUCAUGUGAAGACUGCAACUGUUUUAAAAAAAAAAUCCACUACAUAGCAUCUUGGUCUUGUAAUUUGACAUUUUUACUUUCUUUUAAUAAAUAUUGACCUUGAUGGACAAUAA
This is a messenger RNA of Neoarius graeffei (lesser salmon catfish), 1646 nucleotides long. It is a transcript of the gene chtopa, whose product is annotated as chromatin target of PRMT1a. The transcript has 6 exons. The record is from RefSeq and is a predicted model, not a curated record. Bases 331 to 1059 code for a protein of 242 amino acids. NCBI's taxonomy places the organism in Eukaryota, Metazoa, Chordata, Actinopteri, Siluriformes, Ariidae.